Messenger RNA from Zingiber officinale, 4341 nucleotides. RefSeq names its product putative disease resistance protein RGA3. The transcript has a single exon. NCBI's taxonomy places the organism in Eukaryota, Viridiplantae, Streptophyta, Magnoliopsida, Zingiberales, Zingiberaceae. Gene Ontology annotation, molecular function: protein binding; ADP binding. Bases 1 to 4341 code for a protein of 1446 amino acids. Gene Ontology annotation, biological process: defense response to other organism. The record is from RefSeq and is a predicted model, not a curated record.
AUGGAGGGUGCAGCAGCCCUGACAGUCGGAGGAUGGCUAGCGCAGCCUGUCAUCAAGAUGCUUGUCGACAGUGUGUGGACAUCUUCGCUGAGAGGAAAGCUGCAUGGCCUAGAGGACGAUGACUUGCAGAAGCUACAAAGAUCUCUGCUUAACAUCCACACGAUCGUCGACAAGGCAGGGAUGAGAUGGAGCAGGGACGCAAGGUUAGUCGAGAUGAUGAAGCAACUCCAAGAUGCCGCUUACGACGCCGAAGACUUCCUCGAUGAACUGACGUUCCAUGGCAUGAAGCAAAAGAUUAAAGAAGAGGCAAGUCACAAGGUUCUUAACCAAUUUUCGAGAGCUAUUAGGAACGCCAAAACUAAAUUGUUCAGUGAUUCUGUCAAAAGACUGAACAAGAUCCAGAAAAAGUUGGAUUGUGUUUAUGCUGACAUGAAGGAAAUGUGCCAAUCAUUACAAGUGGAUGCAUCUGAUGGGAGAUAUCAAUCUGAUUUGGCGCCGGCCACCCGAGAAACAAGCUCUUUCUUGAUCAGCAAAGUGCUUGGCAGAGAGGAAGAAAAAAAGAGAAUAAUAGAGCUAUUACUAAGAUCAACAGAGGAGUCAGCAUCAGCAAGUGACGAGGGCAGUAGCUUCUCGGUCAUACCUCUUGUCGGAAUAGGAGGUGUUGGGAAGACUACUCUGGCUCAGCUUGUUUACAAAGAUGAAAAGAUUCAGAACCAUUUCACCUUCAAGAGUUGGAUUUGUGUGUCUGAUAAUUUUAAUGUGCAAAGACUCACCAAGGAGAUGAUCGAGUCGGUAACCAAGACUGAACAUUCUUCGCAAAUGACGCUAGAUGUUCUCCAAGGCAUUCUAAAAGAGAAAAUUGCAUCUAAGAUGAUUUUGUUAGUCCUUGAUGAUGUAUGGAAUGAAGACGAGGAGGAGUGGAGAAAGUUGUGUGCGCCGUUCAUGUAUGCUGCUGCAGGAAGCAAGGUCAUAGUGACAACUCGGAGCUUGAGCAUUGCCAAAAAUAUUGGUUCAGUGGAGGCGAUUGUUCUUGGCAGUUUAGAUGAAAUAUCUUAUUGGGAGCUGUUCAAGCAAUGCGCAUUUGGUUCUUCCAAACCUGAGGACCACCCAGAACUUGCGGACAUCGGAAGAAGUAUAGCUUUGAAGUUGAAGGGCUUGCCACUAGCAGCAAAAACAGUGGGAAACCUGUUAGGAUCCAACAUGAACCCACACCACUGGAGAAGUAUAAUGAAGAGCGAGAUAUGGGAAUUGCAACAGAAUAAAAAUGAUAUUAUUCCAGUCCUACUACUGAGCUAUCAAUAUCUUAGUGCACCUCUCAAGCUGUGUUUUGCCUUCUGUUCCCUCUUUCAAAAGGAUCACAGGUUUUCUGAAAUUGAGUUAACAAGAAUUUGGAUCGCUGAAGGGUUCAUUGUAGCUCAAGGAAAUCAGAGGAUGGAAGAUGUGGCAAGUAAGUACUUUCAUGAGUUGGUCAACAUGUCUUUGUUUCAACAAGAAGCAACAUUUGGGAGGCAUUAUUACGUGAUGCAUGAUCUCAUACAUGAUCUAACACAGUCGCUUUCUAUGGACGAAACAAGUAGGAUUACUGAUGGCAAGUCCAAUAAGAUAUCAACCACCCUCCGUCAUCUAGCAGUUGAAACAGAGUUCGUAGAGACAAAACAAUUGAGGUCUAUAUUUAAGAAAUUGCAUUCUCUAUUCUGCCAAUAUCUAGAGUCACCACCCCUGGACAUUAUUGAAAAAUUAAGAAGCAUUCGUGUAUUGGUUUUGUCUGAUUGUUGCUUGCUGAUGCUGCCUACGAGUAUUGGUGAAUUGGUACAUCUACGGUACCUGGACAUUUCUCACAAUUUCAUACGAAAAUUGCCUGAAUCACUGUGUGAACUCUACAAUCUGCAAACACUGAAAGCACAUAGCAAGUCACUAAUCUCUCUUCCAGAAGAUAUAAGUCAGCUAAUUAAUUUGAGGCAUAUUGAUGUUGAAAAUGAAGUAGUUGUAAAGAUAAAAAUGAUAAGAAGGCUAACCUCUCUUCAAGAAUUGUCUGAAUUCCAAGUGCGAAAGGAAGUUGGAUUCAAGAUCAUGGAGCUAAGUGGUUUGAAGCAACUUCAUGGAAAACUUAAAAUUACUAAUCUGGAGAAUGUUGAAACUAAAGAAGAGGCUGAAAAUGCUCAAAUGAAGAACAAAGAGUACCUUGAUGCUCUAGAGUUGGAAUGGGAAUCUGAUCCCAAGUUGGAGAACAAGUUAGUUGCCACGGAGGAGGUACUUGAAGGGCUCCAACCGCAUGAGUCGCUAAAACGAUUAAAGAUCAGUAGGUAUUAUGGUUUCAGAUCACCCAGCUGGUUGAAAAAGGAGGAGUUAUCCAACUUGGAAAGACUUGAGUUGAGUCACUGUGAGAGUUGGAAAGAUAUUUCCUGCACUGCAUUGCUGCCGCACCUCAAGGUCUUCCAUAUAGAGAGCAUGUGCUUCUCGAAAUCAUGUUUUGCGGUAUGUGGUUCUAGAGAGAGCAAAUUAUUUCCUAUGCUAGAAGAGCUACAGUUGACGAACAUGAAUGUAUCUGAAGAAUUUCCCAAUCUUGGACGAUUUCCUUGUCUGAGGGUCGUUCGAAUGACAAAAAUAGAGUCAUUGAAACACAUUGAUUUUGCAGCAUCUUGUGCAAUGGAAAAUUCCUUGUUUCCUAUGCUAGAAGAGUUGGAGUUGAAGCACAUGCCUGCGUUGGAAGAGUUCUCCAUUCUAGGACAUUUUCCACGUCUCAGGAUUCUUCUUAUUAUAGGAAUAUGGUCAUUGAAACGCAUUAUUUUUGCAGCAUCCGGUGUCAUAGAAAAUUCCUUGUUUCCUAUGCUAGAAGAGUUGGAGUUGAGGAACCUACAUGCAUUGGAAGAGUUCUCCGGUCUAGGACAUUUUCCACUUCUCAAGGUUCUUCGCAUGAUAGAAAUGAGGUCAUUGAAACACAUUGAUUUUGCAGCAUCCGGUGCCAUAGAAAAUUCCUUGUUUCCUAUGCUAGAAGAGUUGGAGUUAAGCAACCUGCAUGCGUUGGAAGAGUUCUCCGGUCUAGGACAUUUUCCACGUCUCAGGGUUCUUCGCAUGAUAGGAAUGAGGCUAUUGAAACACAUUGAUUUUGCAGCAGCCGGUGCCAUAGAAAAUUCCUUGUUUCCUAUGCUAGAAGAGUUGGAGUUGAGGAACCUGCAUGCGUUGAAAGAGUUCUCCGAUCUAGGAUAUUUUCCACGUCUCAGGGUUCUUCGCAUGAUAGGAAUGAGGUUAUUGAAACACAUUGUUUUUGCAGCAUCUGGUGGCAUAGAAAAUUCCUUGUUUCCAAUACUAGAAGAGUUGGAGUUAAUGCACAUGCAUGCGCUGGAAGAGUUCUCCUUUUUAGGACAUUUUCCACGUCUCAGGUUUCUACGCAUGAAAGAAAUGCGGUUGUUGAAACACAUUGAGUUUGCAUCAUCAGUUCAUGGCACAGAAAAUGAUCCGUUCCCUGUGCUAGAAGUGCUGGAACUGAUGAACUUGCCAGUUUUAGAGGCGCUCCCUGAUCUUGGUUCACUUCCAUGUCUCAAGUCUCUAUGCAUGUGUGGGAUGUCUAUGUUAAAACAUAUUGAUUUUUCUUUCUACGGUGCUACAGAAAAAGUACUACUUCCAAGGGUAGAGACGCUAGUACUGCGUGACCUGGAGGCACUCGAGGAGCUUCCUAAUAAUCUUGGACGACUUCCAUGUCUUAAGGUUCUUAACAUUCUGAAGAUAUCAGCAGUGAAACAGAUAGAUCAUGGGUUCUUUAGCACUGAAGCUAUAUCCAAGUGUUUUCUUAGCUUGGAAAGACUCUGGAUCGGCGGCAUGUCGGCAUGUGAAAGGUGGUGUUGGAUUGACGGCAGCGAGCUAUUUCCAAGCUUACAAAGACUUUUUAUCACUGAAUGCACUAAGCUCGAGAGGUUGCCUCCUCUCCCUCCUUCCCUUACACAUUUAACACUAGAAAAAGUUGGGUUAACAGAGCUGCCAAGCCUACGGGAACUAGAAACAAAUGAAAGCGGAUACAAUCAAACGACAUCAUCUCUCUCAUACUUACGAAUCAGUGAAUGCAACAAUUUGGCAAGCUUAGAAGAAGGGUUGCUGUCACAGAAUCUUUCAGAUAUUGAAGCCAUUCAUGUAGAAGGAUGUAAUGAACUCAUGCGGAUGCCUCUCAAGAGAUUUGAAAACUUCACUUCGCUCAAGGAAUUGCAGAUAAAAGCUUGUCCCAAGCUUAGCCUGACACAAGAAGAGGAAGCCGCCCUCCUUCCUCCCUCAUUCAAAGUUUUCAUAUUGAACGACUGUGGCGAUCUCAACAAAUUGUGGCUUGGCCACCCCUACCGCUGGACCUUCUGA